Messenger RNA from Punica granatum (pomegranate), 1419 nucleotides. NCBI's taxonomy places the organism in Eukaryota, Viridiplantae, Streptophyta, Magnoliopsida, Myrtales, Lythraceae. The record is from RefSeq and is a predicted model, not a curated record.
AUGAGAUCCCCUGUUAGCAGCAACCUGGGUAGCAGCUUCCCUCAGCCGCAAACCAAUCAGCCCACUUUUCCUUUUCACUCUUCCUCAUUCGGGCAAAAGAAACUGAGCAGCCUAAUGGCCACGGAUUUUUCCUUCUCAGCCUACCUCAGACCAACCAAUGAUGACAAUGAUGGAUGUGGCGAAAGCAGGGCAGUGGUGGCAGCAGCAGCCCUUGGUGACUUGGAGCUGAGCAUCUUCGAUGCCCGGAAGUACUUCACUGAGACCAGCAUCGACCUGAUUCCCUGUGCAACCAAGAAGAUCUCCCAGCCAGUUCCAAGGUUCUCCAUGGAUUUGUCGGUCGAUGGGUUCAGCAGAAGCUAUCGGACCCGGUCGUACCGCUCUUAUGCGACUCCCACAGCCUCAUCUGAGGCAAGCUCGAACAGCCACACAGGGCUGCUGUCAAACCCACCCGGGGCGAUCCCGGUGUCGCUAAGGAAUCCUGCAUUGGACCGGAAGAGCGGGUCCAGCAAGAAGUCAGUUCAAGUGAAGAAAACCUCAUCAGAGACGAGAUCCCCGGCGAGUCGGAACAACUGCAGUCCCAAACUGGGGGAAGCUGUAAUUUCCAAGCUUAAGCUCGAUAAUUCGACUGGGAAAGUAACUUCGAAACCUGAACUUUUUGUGGAGAAUAUGCAGAAUAUUGUCCCAGAUGCUCAUACCAGAUUCUCCAAUGAAGGAUCCACAUUUCCUGUGCUGAAUCCUUCCACUUCAUCUUCUUCGUUGCCUUCCAAUAGGAAGCUACUCAUCCAUGACUUCCCACCUAAAACUGCUUCUGCUGUCAUUGCUUCUCUACCCCUUCCACUCACCGAAGAUCCACCUCGGGACUCGCUUGAAGUCUUCCAGCCAUCCGGCAUCCCACCAGACAUUCGGAUGAAGUCGAGGGAUGCUAUAUCUUCCCCGGUGAACCCUCGUCGGCGGAUCAACUCUGUAUCAAUCGACGAUGACAUAAUGAGCGAUGCGAGCUCGGACUUGUUUGAGAUUGAGAGCUUUUCCACGCAAGCGAACUCAACCUCUUACCCGGCUGCGUAUGCUCGGCCGAGGGACUCGCUCGACGAGGCAAGGCCAAGGUUCUCCACUGCUGCCAGUGGAGGAAUCUAUGGCUGCCUGGAUGGGCCCACUGCGGUGGCGGCCUACGAUACCGCCACAGAAUGCGGAUACGAGCCAAGUGAAGCUAGCGUCAUGUGGAGCGUGACCACGGCGGAAGGGACGGCCUUUGACCAUGCGAGCGUCACGAACUACUCCGUUAGUGCGUCCGACAUUGAGGAGUUCACCAGGAUACAGCUUCGGCAGCACAACGAGCUCGAGAGGAGUGGAGGCGGCGUUGGCGGAGGCGGAGGGAAGCGGAGGGGAGGCGGAGGCGGGUUGCUGACGAGCUGCCGGUGA